AUGCGCUCGCAGCACCACUGCUUCGUCAAUGUGCCAAUACCCCGCCACAUCCCUCACCAAACUGUCCUCGACUACAUACAGACAUACGAGCCCGUGUUACGCCACAACCCUGGCAUGAGAUCAUGGGAAAAGUCAGAUUUAGACUAUGCACUCGUCGCCAAUGAUCGAUUCUUCGACUCAUCAGAUCCAGGGCAAAGUCUAUGUUGUUAUCAGGCUUAUGAGGUCAUGCGACUCGGACCGGGGGUUCAGAGGGAUUUAAAAUGGCCGAUUAUCUUCCAGAGAGUGCCGAAUGGAAUUGUAUCGAGGACAGAUGCGCCUGCGGGUGUGAUAAGCUGGACGCAGUGGUAUGUCAGGCCUAGACCCAGUGAGGCAGCGGCGGAUUCUGUUAGCACGCCCAGUACAGCUACACCGUCAAGUUCGGAGGAUGACAACUGGGAGGUAUAUGGGAUUGUGACAAUUGAGGCGCAUAGGAUGUUGAUGCCAUGGGUCGCUACGAAAUCGGAGAGCUAUCAGGUUGUAAUUGGGCAAGGGAUGGUGGAUGAUGCAUGUUCAAAGUUUAGCUCUGGAGAGAUUUCGUGA
This is a messenger RNA of Fusarium fujikuroi IMI 58289, 579 nucleotides long. RefSeq lists its product as uncharacterized. The record is from RefSeq and is a predicted model, not a curated record. The transcript has a single exon. NCBI's taxonomy places the organism in Eukaryota, Fungi, Ascomycota, Sordariomycetes, Hypocreales, Nectriaceae. Bases 1 to 579 code for a protein of 192 amino acids.